This is a messenger RNA of Megalobrama amblycephala (Wuchang bream), 1777 nucleotides long. Its product is annotated as gastrula zinc finger protein XlCGF8.2DB-like. Gene Ontology annotation, biological process: regulation of transcription by RNA polymerase II. The record is from RefSeq and is a predicted model, not a curated record. Lineage: Eukaryota; Metazoa; Chordata; Actinopteri; Cypriniformes; Xenocyprididae. The coding region runs from base 355 to 1278 and encodes 307 amino acids. The transcript is spliced from 3 exons. Gene Ontology annotation, molecular function: RNA polymerase II cis-regulatory region sequence-specific DNA binding; DNA-binding transcription factor activity.
AUAUGUCCACACUUUAAUAUUAGAAAAAACAAACUGACUUUCAAUGCUGACGUGUGAUGUAUGAACUCUGUUUUAUGAUUUUUUUUUUUUUACCCUAAACAUUACAGUUUUACAAUUUAGGCAUCAUCUAAUACUCUUUCAAUAGUAGUUAAUAUUUCACAAACAAUUCUACUCUGAAUUCCUCUGACAUCUAUUUGACUAUAUUCUGUGCACGAUUGUAAUUUUAGCGAGUGAGCAGGGCUUUUAUUUUGGCGUGACGUUUUGGCGUCAUAAGGCUGCGCCCCGUUCUUGCAUCUGUUAAGCUGAGGAAAGUGGACUGAUUACUGAACUAGGAAGCUGAUUGAGACUACAAAGAUGGCGUUUAUUAAAGAGGAGAGUGAAGACAUGAAGAUUGAAGAAACAUUCAAUGUGAAACAAGAAGAUACUGAGGAACAAACAGACUUGAUGCUGCUGAAAGAGGAGACUGAAGUACUAGAUGAAAUGAAGGAAGACCAGUAUGAGAAACAUCAUGAUUUCACAACUGGACAAAAAUUUAGUUGCUCAGAGACUGAAAAUUCAUCCUCACGAAAAACAGAAACUAUAAGAUAUUUCAACUGCCAGCAGUGUGGACAGAGUUUUACUAAAAAAGCAAACCUUAAAGUCCACAUGAGUGUUCACACUGGUGAGAAGCCUUUUACCUGCCCUCAGUGUGGAAACAGUUUCUCUCAAAAAGGAAGCUUUAACAGGCACAUGAGAAUUCACACUGGAGAGAAGCCUUACAUGUGCCUUCUGUGUGGAAAGAGCUUCACAGCAGAACUGAACCUGAGAUGUCACAUGAACCUUCACACUGGAGAGAAGCCAUUCAAAUGUGAUCAGUGUGGAAAGAGUUUCGGACAUAAAGUAACACGCAAUAUCCACAUGAGGAUUCAUUCAAGAGAGAACCAUUUUACCUGUCAUCAGUGUGAAAUGAGUUUCACAGACAGGAAAAACCUUAAGAAUCAUGUAAUAACUCACACUGGAGAGAAGCCAUUCAUGUGCCAUCACUGUGGAAAGACUUGUAUAAACAAAGCAAAUCUUGAUAUUCACAUGAGAGUUCACACUGGAGAGAAGCCUUUCAUCUGCCUUCUGUGUGGAAAGAAUUUCACACGCAAGGCAAACCUUGAAGUUCACAUGAGAGUUCACACUGGAGAGAAGCCUUUUACAUGUCUUCAGUGUAAGAUGAGUUUCACAUAUCAAAGAGACCUGAAUCGUCAUUUGCAAACUCAUCUUGUAAAUGGAUUGCAGUGUUCCUCAGUGUGACAAUGUGUCCUGCAAAGUUUACCUCCAACCCAAAUUAAACACACCUGAACCUAAUCAAGCUAAUACUAGGCAUACUAGAAACAUCCAAGUUGUUGUGUUGAGGCAAGUUAUAGCUGGACUCCCUUGCUUAAGAUGUUCCAAAUACGUUAAGCUGGGAGUUAUCUUAUCUUAACCCUUAUGAAAAAGCUUGACUCAGGAGAGCUGGUUUAUAUCCAAAAUAUUUAUUGUCUAAAAUAUGUUCGGUUUUACAGUUAUGGUAUUUGAGAACAAUUUCAGUCAGGAUUUAGCCCCUUUGUUGCACAGAAACAGCUGGGGGCGAUGAGGUUGAUACCUGUCUCUGUGACAGUGGAACAGCAGCUGAAAGACAAAAUAUACUAUGGCCUGGUUUCACAGACAGGGCUUAGCCUAAGUCAGGAUUAGACCUCAGUUCAAUUAGGGCAUUUAAGUAGCUUUUAUAAACAUACAAAAAAAGUAUUACUGGUGUGCAUCUUGAGACAAA